UCCCUCUUCCUCCAAUAGAACGCAACGGCCUCCCCUUUCUCCUCUCCUCCGGCCCCGCUUGAUCUUCGCUCAUUGGCAGCGCCGCGGAGGGAAGCCUGGGCUUCCAUUGGUCGCCCGGUCGCCCCUGGGGACGCUAAGGCGGCGCUUGUUGGCGAGACCCGCGGCGAGCCCUCAUUGGCUCCUCCCCUCCUCUCUCAUAGGCUGGAGAGGGGCGUUCGGCGCGCGCCUGCGCAACGUUGGGCGCGAGAGGAAGACCGUUAGGGCGGUUGGCGCCCCUCCCCCAGCCGCUCUUCCUCCUCCUCCUCCUGCCGCCCCCGCUCCCGUCCUCGCCGCGGGCGGCCAUCCCCGGCGGAAGGAAGGAGGCGCCGAAGCGGCCAUGAAGGCGGGAGCAACAUCCAUGUGGGCUUCCUGUUGUGGGUUGCUGAAUGAAGUCAUGGGCACCGGAGCCGUGCGUGGCCAGCAGUCUGGAUUUGGGGGUGGAGCAAACCCAUUUAGGUUUACACCAAACACCGACUUCACUGUGUACACAUCUUCGGCAGCAGGAGGAGCCAGCUUAGUCUGCAAAGCAUGCGGCCUUUCAUUCUCCGUGUUCAGGAAAAGGCACGUGUGUUGUGAGUGCAAGAAGGACUUCUGUUCCGUGUGUUCGGUCUUGCAAGACAACCUGCGAAGGUGCGCCACUUGUCAGCUGCUCCAGGAGACAGCGUUUCAGCGGCCUCAGCUAAUGCGUUUGAAAGUGAAAGACCUGCGCCAGUAUCUGGUUCUCAGGAACAUCCCGACAGAUACCUGUCGGGAAAAGGAAGACUUGGUGGACCUUGUCAUGUGCCACCAUGGGUUGGCUUCUGCCGAGGAUACGGACGCUGGCAGCUUGCAUUCAGCACGCUCACAGACUGCUAGUUUUUCUGCUCCUCCCACGUCUGUGUCAGGAUCUGCAUCGUCCUCUCAGGGUGAGCUUGCAAAUAGGCACGAGAGCACAGGAAACGAAAUGCAGCUACAGGGACAGAAUGAGAGACUGUUGGCAAACCCUGGAGAAGAGGAGGAAAAGACGGAUGAGCAGAUUCCAGGACAGUCCAGGAAGCGGGCAAGGGCCUCUCUCUCGGAUCUUUCAAGCUUAGAAGAUGUUGAAGGCUUAACCGUCCGCCAGUUGAAGGAAAUACUGGCUCGGAAUUUCGUCAACUACUCAGGAUGCUGUGAAAAAUGGGAGCUGGUGGAGAAAGUGAGCCGGCUGUAUAGGGAGACGGAGGCAAAUCACAGGACCCAGGGAGAGAAGACUCAAUUGAAUGAGGAGGACGACAACCUCUGCAGGAUCUGCAUGGAUGCCGUCAUAGAUUGCGUGCUGUUGGAGUGCGGCCACAUGGUCACUUGCACCAAAUGUGGCAAGCGCAUGAGCGAGUGUCCCAUCUGCCGCCAGUACGUUGUACGAGCCGUGCACGUGUUCAAGUCAUGAACGGCAGAGACCGCAACUGGAGGUUUCCCACCAUGCUUUUCUUCUACAGGGUAGGUGCAGGCCUCAGCUGUAAAGGAGGGAGGGAGGCUCCAUCAUAGACCUCCAAUAAUUCAUAGCAGCCGGAACAGAUGCUUAGGAGCUUGACCCAUGUACUUUGGCUUUGGCAGAUGCCCUGUAAGGAUAGAGCUCUGUGGGGGAAACCAGACAGCGGCUGAGUCAAACUUGCAGCUGCUUUAGUGCUGCAGAUUGCUCUCUUCUGAAGAAUAUGGCUGAGGCACCUAAGCCAGUAGCGGAAGGGUUACAGGAGAGUGCUUUACCUUUCCAAAGAGCAGAGGGAGCAGAGUGAUGUGCAAGUGCUUUGAAAUUGACACGCUGUCCCAUUGGAGAGCCAGCUAAUGCAGUGAAUACUCAAAAUGCAUCCACUGCACAGGAGAACUGGUGAAUGCUUGCGUUCAGGUGAUGAGCAACAAACAGAGUAGCUGCCUCCAUGUCUACCUUUACAUGUGGUAUAAGGCACAGGGCCUGGGACUAGGUACUUGGGGAAGCAGGAGAUGCUUGUGACAGAAGGACACAGCAGCAUAGUAAAGCUCGUCCUCUUCCCCGUGGCACUUCCAGAUACCCUUUUAUUUUUUUUUUUUGCACAACAGGCCAAAUCUCUUCCAGAGCCAUGGCUCUAAUUCCCAGGGUGGGGUUUAAGCAAGAAAGGAAGGCUUGGGAGGAUGCCCGUUUGUUGGGAGUGUGCGUGACUUUCAUACUUCAAAACUGACUUAUUUUUCAGAAGGGAGCAAGACAAUGGAGCAAGACAUGGCUUUAUUUUUAGACAGAAAGUGCAGAAAAUGACUCCUGUCCUUGUUCGGGGGCACGCGUGUAAAGAGAAUGUAGCAUAUCAUAACAUUCUGAACAAUGGCUGUUAAAUAAACAUUUGUUGACUGGG
This is a messenger RNA of Heteronotia binoei (common prickly gecko), 2378 nucleotides long. It is a transcript of the gene RNF34, whose product is annotated as ring finger protein 34. The coding region runs from base 377 to 1444 and encodes 355 amino acids. The record is from RefSeq and is a predicted model, not a curated record. Gene Ontology annotation, biological process: proteasome-mediated ubiquitin-dependent protein catabolic process; protein K48-linked ubiquitination; negative regulation of extrinsic apoptotic signaling pathway via death domain receptors. The transcript has 6 exons. Gene Ontology annotation, molecular function: ubiquitin protein ligase activity. Lineage: Eukaryota; Metazoa; Chordata; Lepidosauria; Squamata; Gekkonidae. Gene Ontology annotation, cellular component: plasma membrane; cytoplasm.